AUGGCUCGUCAUUUUGGUGAACCAGAUAGUGAAAAAACUACUCUUCUUCGUUGGAUUACACGUAUCUUUGCUGAAGCCGCUUAUGAUGAAGAUAAACAAAUCGUUUUAGGAGAAGAAAGAGUUCAUUGUUCAAUUCAUAUUUCAAUUCUAAUUCGAAUCGGUGAAUUUGCAGAGUGGCACGUUCAACAUCAAACAAAGACAUUGAUAGAUUAUAUCGGUGAACAUACAUGGUUUUCAGAAUGUUAUUGUCAUGAUGAAGAUGAAAAUGUACUGAAAGAGUUGAUAUAUCAUGGUCAUGCUUUGAUUCUUCUUGAUAGACUCGAUGAAAUUCCUGAAGUUGGACAAAGAAAGGAGAUUAUUGAACUUGUUCGAAAAUUUAUUGAUCAAUAUGUUCGUACACCUGAUUUUAUUUCACCUUUCGACGAAAGAAUGUUCAGCACUCGAAUAUCAUGGCAUUAUGGAGUCAUGAAAAUGCAGCCACCAAAUGCUGGUGGCAAUCAGAUCAUGAUCACAAGUCGAAUUGUUGGCUAUUAG
This is a messenger RNA of Rotaria sp. Silwood1, 534 nucleotides long. The record is from the annotation of a GenBank genome assembly. NCBI's taxonomy places the organism in Eukaryota, Metazoa, Rotifera, Eurotatoria, Philodinida, Philodinidae.